Molecule: messenger RNA, 2900 nt
Organism: Pollicipes pollicipes
Lineage: Eukaryota; Metazoa; Arthropoda; Thecostraca; Pollicipedomorpha; Pollicipedidae
Product: collagen alpha-1(I) chain
Exons: 3
Coding region: 1824-2900 (358 amino acids)
Source: RefSeq, a predicted model, not a curated record
GCUUUUUGGAAUCAUUGGAGUGUUGCGUGAGAAUGUAAUAUUGAUACGCAUUUUUUACGUAUCGCUCAUCGCAUUCCUCACAGUCAAGCUAUGCACGGUCGCGUUUGUGUUUGUCUUCGCUGGAACUGCCAGGUCUAUUAUCGUGAAUUCUAUCAAUGACCAAGUGAUCACCAGCUACCGAGCCAAUACGGACAUCGAAACGACUAUGGACUAUUUGCAAGACACGUUUCAGUGCUGCGGGCUCAGGGAAGAUGGCUUCAAAGACUGGUCUAGGAGUGUCUACUUUAACUGCUCGGAGGAAAGCCCGAGUGCGGAGCGCUGCGGCGUCCCCUGGUCCUGCUGCAGAAACGGAACUGGCGUAGAUAACCCGCUCUGUGGACGCAACAUGCAAAAACUAGACCGCAACAUCGCCAGCAGAACGAUCUUCACAAGAGGCUGUCUUCUGGCGGUGCAGUUCUGGGCGAGAAACCACGCCAUUUUUGUCGGAAUCCUUCUUUUGCUCGAAACAUUCGUGCUAGUGGUGUUGAUCUUCCAGUGCAUUCACAUGGUGAACGAAUUGCAAAUGAUGGCGGGUGUGUAUCGCGGGCCGUGGUGGCAAUGGGUCGGUAAACCCAGGCCUCCGAGAGAGCCACCAGUCUGUCGGCAGCCGGACGGCUCAGCACCAGCGCCAGUCCAUGUCAUCGAGGCUCCAGAACCUUACAUCCUUAAGCCGGAGCAGAUGAAGCCGCGCUACAUCAGGGUGCAGUCGUUCGACCACGGCCGACAUCGGGCCGGCUCGGAGGCCGACGGCCCAUUCGAUCUGGUGCUGGCCUGGAACGAGCUGCUACCCGAGCCGGGGUCGACCGAGCAGCGACGCCGGUCGUCCGCUCGCAGCGUGCUGCGCAACUUCCGCGGUCGCGCCUCCCAGCUGAUGAAGAAGAAGCACACCGCCCAGACCCUGCCGAUGCCGCCGAGCAAGCUGCAGUGUGACACGGACCAGGGGCAAGGUCAGGCCGAGCCCAGAGAAGCCGGAGGCGACCUGGCGAAACUGGGUGGUCAAGUUGAGGCCGGGGCUGGACCGAGCCGAACCGAAAGCGGCCUGACUACACCGAGCGAAACCGGGGAAAAUUACGCUGGUGUACGCACAACAGGAGGAGAUCCGGCUGGACUAAACAGCAUGGAAGGAGGGCUUGAACAAGAAGUUCAGAACACCAUGCCUCCAGUUACUCUCGACAAGGAACAGAUACGCAUUGAAUCCCCAACAGCAAAACAUCGUAUUUCGUCAAUAUUUCCGGAUAUUCAUUCAGACUUGAACGGAACAGCGGAAGACACCGGGCCAAAGCGAGAAGCAUCCGACGGGGAACGCGUUCAGUCAAGUGUUUCCGACAUUUCCAACAUACCAGUCAGUUCGCCAGAUGCUGUGACAGAGCACAAGUCAGCCGAAAGUGCCACUAGUGUGUCGCCGCCACAUGACCCUUUGGCCGACCAUGACGCAGUGUCUUUGCCAGAACCUGGUGGCAGCACGUCUGCAGAGCCAACUGUUGACCAUGAAGCUGACGCGCCAGCCCAUACAAUUGAAAUACCAAGAAAGACACCCAAAAGCGCUCGAAAAUCCAAAAUGCACAGGCACAAGCACAAAAAACGCACGAGUCAGUCCGGACGGCAGCUCCCAUCCAAGAGGGGAUCAUCUUGGUCGACUACAUCUACUGACGAUGUCGACGUUGUUGCUCACAGUCUAGAACGCAUCGUGACGGGUCCAACUAUCCAGCCAAGUCAGAUACCUGACGAGUCAAAUCUGGCCACGCCGGCAAAGCCAAGUGAAGACGGGUCACGUGGCUCAAACGAUGUUACACAUGAAGAGCAGAGUCCUACUACGGCUGCAGAGCAGGGUCAGGCCAGACCUACUGAGGCCGGUCAAGACGUGCAUACCGAGCAGGGCCAAGCCAGACCUACUGGAGUCGGUCAAGGCGUGCCUACCGAGCAGGGCCAGGCCAGACCUACUGGAGCCAGUCAGGGCAUGCCCUACCGAGCAAGGCCAGGCCGGACCUACUGGAGCCAGUCAGGGCAUGCCCACCGAGCAAGGCCAGGCCGGACCUACUGGAGCCAGUCAGGGCAUGCCUACCGAGCAAGGCCAGGCCAGACCUACUGGAGCCAGUCAGGGCAUGCCUACCGAGCAAGGCCAGACCGGACCUACUGGAGCGAGUCAGGGCAUGUCUAUCGAGCAAGGCCAGGCCGGACCUACUGGAGCCAGUCAGGGCAUGCGUACCGAGCAAGGCCAGGCCGGACCUACUGGAGCCAGUCAGGGCAUGCCUACCGAGCAAGGCCAGGCCAGACCUACUGGAGCCAGUCAGGGCAUGCCUACCGAGCAAGGCCAGGCCGGACCUACUGGAGCGAGUCAGGGCAUGCCUACCGAGCAAGGCCAGGCCAGACCUACUGAAGCCAGCCACGGCAUAUCUGCCGAGCAGAGUCAGGUCAGACCGGCCAAAAGUCGGGGACAGCCGGCCAAGUCAAGUCAAGUCGUCCCUGCCGGACAGAAUCAGGUGGCGCCACCUACGUUGUCAGCUGAAAGUAGAUCUGCCGGGCAGAACCAGGUGGCGCCAUCUAUGCCGCCAGGUAAAGUCGAUGAGGAGCAGGCGGAAAAGCGUGCAUUGCCGUCCUGGUUAAAUGAGGACGAGGCCAGCCCCCGAAAGCCCCCGGCGCCGGAGCUGUCGGCCGAGUCGGCCGACCGCCGCGGUGACGGUGGCUCAGUGGCCAAGGCCGUGUCGAUGGAGCUGAAGAGCAUGCUGCGUGGUCCGGAGGCGGACCGAGUCCCUGACGAGCCGGAGCGGUACGUGCCGUCUCGGGCGAGGUCGUCCGGCGCCCCGACCGGGGAGGCGGGCGGAGUGGGGCCGGGUCCGCAGCAGCAGAAGCAGCAGCAAUAG